AUUCAUUUUCUUCCACUUCGGCAGUGCGAGUCGUGUGUGAUGAGUGACAGUGCAACGCCGUCUGGCUCUACUCUGAAUCCCGCGUUGGUUCACGCCCGCCGAAGAAGCUCUACGGCGCCUCCACCGCAAUGGAUGACUCACGAGGCGUCCCCUAAAACAGCCUUCAUCACUGGGGCUUCCUCUGGCCUCGGACUGGCUCUUGUCAAAGCCUUUAGCGAAUCAAACUUUAAGGUGAUAGCAUCGUGCAAAGAACCGAGUGAGUCGGAUGAAUUGUCGCAGCUCCUCAGCGACAAUGGCUUUCCUCCGCCGGUACAAAUGAUCGUCAGCGAACCGGACAGCGUCGAUCGCGCCUUCAAAAUCACCCGCGAGCUCACGUCGUGCAUCGACGUCUUCAUAAACAACGCAGGGAUCCUAACAUUCAACCGAUCGCCCUAUGACCCGGUCAUGGAGAUCGGCGUGAACGAGAUGAUGCGGGUGUACGAGGUCAAUGUGGUCGGAUGCCUUAAGGUCACGCAAACUUUCAUGCCGCUCGUGCAGGCUUCAUGGCGUCACCCAACUAUCAUCAACAUCUCGUCCCCGCUCGGGUCCCUCGAGCUGAACCACGGCGGCAUCCUGGCGCCGUACCGCUGCUCCAAGGCCGCCCUCAACAUGCUCACUAAGUCGUUCGCGCUCGAAAUGCCGUCCGUCGUGUUCCUGUCGGUGUCCCCGCGGCAGUGGAACUACAUCCCGGCCGGCGCCUCGGACCCGACGGACCCCCUGCAGCCCAUCAAGCAGGACAGGCGCUACAGCCACCAGCUGGACGAGGGCUCGAGCCUGACCCACGCUGCCGAACCCGUUGCCGACGACCGGACAACCCCUUUUCUCGAAGACGCUUUUCAUAUCGUGAAGCUGGCCAAUUGCGCGCGGAAAGAUAUUUCUGGCAGCUUUUUCUACCCCGACGGCGAGAUGGUCCCGUUUUGAACCUCAGAAAUGCCUGUUUCCGCUGAUUGCGCUUAAUCCUUUUCCCUGCACCCCCACCCCGUUAUAACGAACAGCGUUACCGUAGUCACGUGAAGCACUGUAGAUUUCCUAGCAUUCCGUGAAAAUACCGGAAACCCUCGAGAGAAUCAAAAUAAAGACGCUAUAAUCAA
Molecule: messenger RNA, 1130 nt
Organism: Notodromas monacha
Lineage: Eukaryota; Metazoa; Arthropoda; Ostracoda; Podocopida; Cyprididae
Source: the annotation of a GenBank genome assembly